GAAAAAGAGCGAAGCGGGAGCUUUGCCAGGAUUCGAGAACGGGCGAGACUUUGCUUCCCAUUCUAAGGGUGUUUUGUGCGCUCCAGCAAGGAUCGGCCGGACUCCUGGGUUCUACAAGGGAUCCUAGCUCUCUUAGUUAGAGCUGAUGUUGCAGCACGCGCAAGUUCUUCCGCGUCCCUUUUCCUAAAUGCAGACUUCAAUAACAGUAAUAGUUGAAACGUGCCGCCGUGAAGAGGGAGACCUUUAGAGCUCGGAUGGUCAACGACACCCACGUGAGAGGCGGCGAGUCCAGCCAGCAGAGACCGCUGGCUCAGCAGAGGAGCGAAGAGCGCAGAGAUAGGAAGCCUAUGAGAAAGAGGCAAAGAGAACUCGACUUCCGGCCCCGCUUCUCCGCAAAUCGAACCUUCUGGCGCCCGCGCGUGUCGUCGCUUCCUUCGCGGCGGAGCCGACGACAGACAGAUAUAUAAACUAGCAACGAUACCAAGGGUCCAGCUAGCAACACCAUGGCAUCUGUAGCCGACACAUCCCUGUUAUCAGCCGAGUUGCAGGAGGAGGAGAAACAGGAGGAGUUCCAACGUCUUCUACUCCAGGCAACCCAGAAAAUCGAGAGCUUCGUGCCCUCUCUGGCAGAAUCCAAGCCUAUCCGGCCACUCCCAGGAUUCUGCCUUAAAACCCGCACAAGUUCCUGUGAGAAGGUCUUCGUGAACGUCUGCCGGUCUCCCCACAUCCCCCCACCUCCUGACCUGACCAACGAAGAGCUUGCCUGCCUCUUUGAGUCGGAGAACGCCUCCGCCUUCAGGAUCCCCAUGAGCUUGGGAGAGCCCCACGUGGAAGUGGACAAGAGUGGCAAUGCUUGCACCGUCUAUGACAUCUCCAUCAGCACCACCUUUUACAACAAGAUGGAGAACGACGACUUCCUCAAAGAGUUCUUCAUCACAAUCGCCAUGGAAGGAUUGUCGGAGAAAUACAAGAUGGAUAUCAACAACCAAGAAUGGCGGAUUCUGAAGAACAGGAAGUUUAUGGGCUCCAUAGCUGAGCAGACCAUCCGCACCAAAUCCAAGCCUUUCAUCCAAGAGAUGGAUAGCAGCCAAGUCAAGGAGGAAGGCAGGAACCUUUUGCAGCCAUCUGCGUCACAGAGCUCGGCCACAGUUCCUGAAUUCACCAUAGUUGCUGAGCCAUCUAUCAGCCACCCUGACCAUCUGGUCGCGAAAAUCAGCCUCCCUAAAAUGACCUCAGUAAGCUCUCUCGAGCUGGACCUGGGAGAGGACCGCAUUGUGUUACAGGGACACCCCCAACUCUACCAUUUGGACAUCUUCCUCCCCUACAUCAUUGUUCCCGAGGAGAGUAGGGCCCAGUUCCACAGAGGAACAAAGGUCCUGACUUUACUGAUGCCCAUCCAGCGCCCCUUACUGUUGCCGUGAGCUCGGAGGAGGAAAAACCAUCCUGGAGGCGGAGGCCCUUCUUUGAGAUACCAGCCGGCGGAGGAAACAGCAGAGUGAAGAAGGGAGGUGCUGGGCGAGAGGCUGGACUUCCUGUCGAAGGAAGGGGGCUAGGUUUUGGUCAGGGGUGGCAACCUCCACAAUGCAGACUCUGCACCUAAAUACACACACACACACACAGCGGAAGAGAAAGAGAGAGCGUGUGUUGCACACGUUGGAUGGGACCCAGGACUUGCCUCCAUCUCUCCUCCCACGAUUUGUGUUCUCAAACUUCCCUUCCACCCGCAACAGCUGCUGUUCUUUUUGGCUUUUCUAUUGCCUCCUCUUUUUCAGUCUGUACAUGUGACCUGCUUGUCUCUGUUGACGCCUGCAGUCAGUUCAGCUCCUCUCUCUGUGUGUGUUUUGAAUCGGGACGGGCUCUGGGCUUCCAAACCUCCCCCCUUGACCCCGUUAGCAAAAAAUGGAGAACCUGCUCUGAGUCAAAGCAUGCUGGAGUGAGAAAGGACAAAUGAAUCCUGUGGCAGAGGGACGGGUUAUAUGUACACUUCGGGCUGCAGGUGGGGGACACUUUUUAAAGCUUUAAAAAACAAAACACAAAAAACCACCUACCACAUCAGGAAAGUGGGUAGGUCAAUAUUUUUCUUCCUGUUGUGUUACGUUUGCACAAGAGAAUGCCGAAGGACCACUCAGAAACAGAAUCCUCCCCUGCCAUCUGAUAUGGUACAGUCCAGCCUGCCCUCUGCCACUGCAUUCUUGCCAGUCCUUGCCUGACUGCAGCUGGCGAUGGUUUGUUUUUUCCUCAUGGCUGCUAUAAGAUGCAGACUUCUCUGGGUCUUUUUAAUGAGGAGGCCAAGGUGCAAGUGGUUUCAUCUUUACUCCCCCCCUUGUUCUGAGCUGCGUAGGUUUUUGAAAGCAUCCUUGGAGAGAGCAAGGCAGCCUUCUCUGGAGAGAAGGUGCGUUCAGUGAGGCUCUAUUGGAGUCCCAGCUUCUAACCAAGGCAAUGUACUCUAAAGUUCAUAGCCUCCCAGUUAACCCAGCCGCCCUCAUAGUUCUAUGCAUGGUUCCGCCUUUUUCAUGGAUCCUGCAGUAGCACCCUUUAUCUAAUUCUGCUGCCACUAGCGCAUCCCCUGUAUUGCAUAAUGCUCAGAAGAAACAAGAUGUCCCCUCGCCUCCUGAGAAGGGUGACCCACAAAUUUAUUUUCCAGAGUUGGUACGUUAUGUCCAAAAUUCUUUGUGGCAUCUCUUUAUCGUCACAACAACUCCCAAUGCAGUUGUGAAAAACUCAUUCUCAGGCGUCUUCUGUUCAAACCAUGGUCAAGUUUCCUGGGGGGAAAUGCCAAGAUUUCUAGCUUUGAGUUGAAAAGAGAAGUCUGAAAUAAGCCACAUAGCUGAAGUGUGUCAGCAUAGUCUCUUCUGAGAACUUUGAGCUAAAUCUUUUCUUUGGUAAAAAGAUGAAGGAUUCCUUAUGAUGCUGUUUUUAAUUUUUGCCCAUCUCUGCAACCUCCCAACAUUUUGGUGUGUGUUUUUUUAAGCUUAAAUCUCCGUAGGUUUUUGAAGCAAGUAAGUGUGAGCCAACAUAACACAGGUUUUUGGUACAGGUGUUGGCAGUGCUUCCUUUGCAUGCUACCUGUCUGCCUUUUCAGUGGAAGGUGGGGUGGUGUUGAGGCGGGGAGAGGCCCCUGCGCCCCCAUACUUAGGGAGACAAGGGAGGGUGCUGCAUCUUCUGUAGGGGGAGAGGAGCAGGGGCUGAGCUAUUUGUACCCUGGAUUGGUUUGGUUUGGCAUCCAUUAAAACAUUUCACGUUUCUGGUUA
This is a messenger RNA of Podarcis muralis (Common wall lizard), 3251 nucleotides long. RefSeq names its product PIH1 domain containing 1 (gene PIH1D1). Gene Ontology annotation, biological process: rRNA processing; box C/D snoRNP assembly. NCBI's taxonomy places the organism in Eukaryota, Metazoa, Chordata, Lepidosauria, Squamata, Lacertidae. The record is from RefSeq and is a predicted model, not a curated record. Gene Ontology annotation, cellular component: cytoplasm; ribonucleoprotein complex; R2TP complex.